AGGUUGGUCCUGGAGCAGAUGAGCGCAGAAUAUUUAGGCGAAAGCGCGAGGAGGGGGGGAGCGCGGGACAGGAGGAGUAUCUCGGCCAAGAAAAUUAUGCAUGCGUUAGGGAAGCUCUGAGAGAAUGGCUGUGGAAGCUCUCCACUGCGGUUUGAACCCACGGGGUAUUGAUCACCCUGCCUGUGCCGAAGGUAUUAAACUGCAAAUUGAAGGUGAAGGCAUUGAAUCUCAAUCCAUUAAAAACAAAAACUUCCAGAAGGUGCUUGACCAAAAAGGAACCCCCAAGCGACUGCAGGCAGAAGCCGAGACAGCUAAGUCGGCUACGGUGAAGCUGUCAAAACCAGUGGCUCUGUGGACUCAGCAGGAUGUCUGCAAGUGGUUGAAGAAACAUUGUCCAAAUCAGUAUCAGAUCUACAGCGAGUCGUUCAAACAGCAUGACAUAACUGGGCGCGCCCUGCUGAGACUUACAGACAAAAAGCUCGAGCGAAUGGGGAUUGCCCAGGAGAACCUCCGGCAGCACAUCCUACAACAGGUGCUCCAGCUGAAGGUGCGAGAAGAAGUCAGAAACCUACAGUUACUCACACAAGGUUAUUUGGUUUUCUUCAAGCUUCAUCUUGGACCCACCAUGUUUCACCAAGCUUGAGACUUGUGAAGUUAUUUAUAAGAUCUAAAGCUAAAUACUGGAGUUCUCUGGUAGCCUAGCAGUUAAGGAUUCAGUGUUGUCCCUGCUGUGGCUUGGGUUCAGUCCCCGGCCCAGGACCUUCUGCAUGCUGUGGGCAUGGCCAAAAAGAAAAAUUUAAUUUAAAAAUAAAACAAUAUAAAGCUGAAUAUUUGACUGCCACUUCUUAAGAGGAACUCCAUCUUCAAAGGAUGAAGUCUUGUCCCCACUGGAGGCAUUCAAAAAAAAAAAAAACCUGCUGCACACUUGGAAAUCAACGCCAAACAAAUGAAUAAAUGAAACAGAUGAAUGAAUUCUAAAGAUUUUUCUCUCAUGGAAACAGCAUUCCUGUGGAUGAAGAACUUAUGCACAUAUCCCAUCAGUUAUAUCAGUUUGUAAUCAGACCUCCACUUUAGAUACACCCAUCUCAAAGCUCCUUCCACCAUGUUUCUAGAGGCAAUAAUCUAAUAGAUAAUCAAGCCUAAUUUUCCAAUUUUUGAUUCAUGUUUUAAAACUUGUCUCAUGCUUUUCAUUCUACACCAGUCAUUUUCACUCAGUCGGCUAGGAGCCCCAUGAUAGCAAUAGGCCCAAGACUGUUACAAGUGGCCGGGGGGGGGGGGGUGCUCCAGCCAGCCACUAUGGGUUAUUGGAACACAGGGAAGAUGGAGUCUCUGCCCUCCUUUUUCUUGCAAUCCUCCUUCUGGAGACCAACCAAAGACAAAAACUAUAAAGUAUUUAAAAAAUAUGUGUAGCAGAUCCAUAGUAAAUACAUCAGUUUAGAGACACCAUCAAUGAUUCAUGACAAAAAUUCCUGAAAUGGCUCGUUAUCUAAAGCCAGAAUGAUCCUUCAGCUAAAAUACCAGCCCCUGAUUUCCAUGUCUCUAUUCACAAGGGCCCUAUAAUUACUGGACAUUUGCAAGCACCACAAUCAAUGUUUGGCCCUGCUUUAUUGUUUUUCUCUUUGGUGCCUUUGAGCUGGGUCCUUCCUCCAUGCAGCUUUUCGGUCUUCUGUGUCCUGUCCAUGGAGUGGCCAGGAUGUCUAUCUUGGCCAGGUGGUCUUGCUUGCUCACAUGUUCCUGCAAGAAGUUCGGCCGUGUCAGGGCACCUCCGGCUGACUUUUGGAAAAUGCAGUACAGAGCUGGAAACAUCAUUAUUAUACUUUUCCUUUUGCUUGGUUCAUGAGAGACAGGAGGAAAAAAAAGUUGCCUUAUGUAACACACAGAAGUAGUGCAAAUUAUUUUGGGAUCCGUCAGAUUAAUCUAUAAUCAAGCAUAUGCGGGACAUCCUUAGCUCUUUCAUGCUGGGUGGUAUUUCUAAGAAGAAAAACAUCCCAGAGAUACGGAAAGUUAUUUUUCAUAUAGCUAAUGAGUAUUAAAUGUUUACUAUAUGCAAAGCGAUGCACUAAUUGUCCCAUCAACUCUUGACAUUUACCCUACCAUAAUCAGGACUGUGGUUAGCCUCAAUUUACAUAUGGGGAAAUGGAGCACAGAGAAUUUAAAUAACAGACCCAAUGGCAGAUAGCUGUUAAAAAGCAUAGUACAGGUCUGUCUGUCUCCACAGCAGUCUUUUAUCCAUUACACUUCAUCACCGCUGAUCUGUCAAAUGAGGAUAUUAAUUCCUAUUUCAUGGCAAUGAUGUGAGGAAUACAUGAGGUUUUGUGUGGAAACUAUAUAGCAUGGCAUAUUCUAGGAAGGUAGGUUGGCAGACUUAUUCUCUAAAGAGUGUUUUAGACUCUGCAGUCCGUAUAGUGUCUGUUGUAAGUAACCACUCCAUCAUGGGAGAGCAAACACAGACAAUCUUAAAUUAACUGUGUGAAGUAAACCAAUAAAACUUUAUUUACAAGCACAAUUUCUGGGCCAUACAUUGUGAAUCAUUUUUUACAAGGUCAAAAAAUGUAAACUUAUGACAUCAUCAGCAAGAUCAUUUUUUUGUAAACAACAGGGUCCUACAAGUACAAGGAACUAUAUCCAAUCUCCUGGGAUAGACUCUGAUAGAAAAUAAUAUUAAAAAAGAAUGCGUGUAUAUAUAUAUAUGGCUGAGUCACUUUGCUGUACAGCAGAAAUUGGCACAACGUUGUAAGUCAACCAUAAUUUUAAAAAUUUAAAAACUAAAGAAGAGUGGAUAAACAAAAGGGUCCCCCUGUAUAAAACAGGGAAUGGUAUUCAAUACCCUAUAGUAAGCCAUAAUGGAAAAGAAAAAAGGUUAUUUUUUUUAUUCCUAGUAUCUUCCCUUUCGAGCUGAAAAUCCUUCCCUCUAACCCAGGGACACUAUAAUACGGUGCUGCUCUUGGGACAUCUCUUCCAAUGUCUUUUUUUCUUUUUAGGUCCACACUUUCAGCAUAUGGAAGUUCCCAGGCUCGGGGUCGGAUCGGAGCUGUGGCUGACGGCCUACACCACAGCCACAGCAAUGUGGGAUCCAAGCUGUGUUUGUGACCUACACCAGAGCUCACAGCAACGCCAGAUCCUUAGCUCACUGAGUGAGGCCAGGGAUUGAACCUGUGUCCUCAAGGGUAAAUUCAAGCAGUAGAAAGCAAUGUUCCAACUGGAGGAUAAGCUAAAUGAAGACAGUCAACGCUGCCAUCUUCAAAGGCCUUUUUAAUUAGUGCCGACAAAAUGCAAAAAAAAUCAAGAAUAUGAUUGUUUACCAAGGCCAGUUAUAGCUCAUUAAACAUUAGUGUUUCCCGUUGUCCAAAUAUAUGUGUCAAAUUUCAGUUGUGAAUUAGAUGGCCAGAUGGACUUUUCCAAAGCUCCAUCUUAUGGAACAGCACAAAUUAGAAACACUACUUUCUAAUCCAAGAAGACUUUUCAGAACCAUGUGUACAGACUGAGUAUUUUAGUCCAGUCACCCCCACAGUGAUACUUCAGCAACUGAAGUAGGCCAUCUGAACUAGAAUAGGCCAUCUGGUCCACCUCCUUGCUUAAAGAAGGAAGUCUUUGUAGAGCAUUGCAGUAGACUCUUUGAGAAACUUUCUAAUCUCAUUUUACAGAUUUGGGCACCAAGACCCCAAGAGGGUUAGAGGGUAGUCCAUGAUUACACAGCUAGUCAGUGGCAGAACUGAAACUGGAUUCCAGUUCUCUUAAUUCCCAGGCAGGUGUUCUUCUCUCUCCUUGUUUUUAAUAAAAUAUACUUUACAUUCAGUAAAAUUUACCAUUUUUAGUGUACAGUUCUGCAGAUUUUAACAAGUACAUACAGUUGUAUAACCAUUACCCCAGUUGAGAUAUAAAAGUUCCAUAACUCAAAAAACUGCUGCUCCUGGCAUCCCCUUCUUCUCAAGACCUCUCCUUACCCCCAGUCUCUGGAAGUCACUGUGUUCUGUUCCUAUAGUUUUGCCCUUUCCAUAAUGUCAUAUAAAGGGAAGAGCUUCUUUCACUUGCUAUAAUGCAGAGACUUAUCAAAGCUGAGGGUGUGUGUCACUAGUUCCUUCACUUUGAUUGUUUAGUAUUGACUCGGGAUGGAUAUACCACAGUUUGUUUAUCCCUUCCCCAUUUGAAGGACAUCUGGGUUGUUUCCAAUUUUGGCAAAUGCUAAUAAAACUACUGAAAGCAUUCACAUACAGGUGUUUAUAUAAACGUCAGUUUUCAUUCAUUAGAUAAGUACUGAGAGGUGGGAUUGCUGGAUUGUAUCAUAAUUAUACAUUUAAUUUGAUAAGAAACUGCCAGACCAGUAUUCUUCUGAUUUUAAAAAAAUAGUAAUAAAAAGAAUAACGACAUUGGAGACUGGCUUUAGUACAUAUAAAAAUAUUGGAGGUUUUCUGAAAAUCAUUACACCAUUACAGAAGUCCUCCCUAGCAUUGCUUGGAGCCACCAUUAUUUUAAGAAGGCCCUGCUUCCCUGGGCAUAUCUAGUAAAUUGUCUCAAAGCAAGUUCAGGUUAAACAUGUCUACAGUGCACACAAUACAAAAAAUUAGCAUCUAUGUACAGGCAAUAGGUCAUGGUUUUCCCCAGUUGUCAUUGAGAAGUAAGUACUUCUUUUGUCUCUUUUCUGAGGAAGAAAGUCUAAUACUUCCAGCUCCUGGGAGAGAAAACAUGAGCCAAUCAUAUUCCCUUAUAUGCAUACAUGAGGUAUGUCUAAUAGCCCUUUCUAGUAUCUCUCAAAUCAUACUAUACACACAUCCAGGCUUCUCCAUAUGUGUUAUUCAGCUCUGUCACUGGUGUUAUAAAUCUGAUGCUCACACAUCAGUUCUCUUCCUGCUUGGCUCUUCUGCUUUGUCAUUGGAUAGCAGUCAGCUUUUCCUCCUUGGUGCUCCUCUAGUUCAUGGGCCUUGUAAUGACUCUCUCGGUUCCAUUCUCUUUCUAAUGGCUCUUCCUCAGGCUGGUAACACACCACCCUCCUCCGCCACUCCGCCAAUGUUCAUGCCCCUGGGGACAGGUUCUCCUGCCUCUUCUCAUCUUGCAUGCUUCCUGGAGGAUUGCACCCACUCCCGUUGCUUUAAUCACCCCCUACUUCAGAGUUACUCUCAAAUGCAUGUUAGGCCUCUAUGAAGCUUCAGUUCCUCACUUUAAUAUCCCUGUGAACCUCGAAUAUUCCACUGACAUCUCAAGUUAAAAAUAUCUAAAGUCAACUCCAUCGUCUUAUUCACACCUCCCCACCCUCUUCUUCUCUCUGUGUUUCCUCUCAAGGUUAUUAAUGCUUGAUGCAUUCCAUCACCUAGCAAAGAAGGUUCAGAGUCACCUGUGAUUACUUCUUUCCACUCCCCACUUACAUGUCAUCAGUGACCAAAUCCUUUGAAAUCUGCUUGUAAAAUGGCUUUCCAGUCUUUCCCUGCCUCAUCCACACCCUUGCUGCUGUGUUAAAUUAUCCCUCUCUGGCUCUUUCCCAAGCCAUUAGAAUAACCUACUAGUUAUUCUUUGAUCUCUAGUCUCUGCCCUGCCCCAUUCAUUCUCCUUUUAAUUAACUUCCUACUCCUGCUGCCAGAGUUAAUUUAAAUAUAUUUCUGAUGACCUUUUUUCCUCCUUAAAACAUUUGAUGGCUCCCAGUUGCCUACAGAAUAAUUCUUUAGCAUUCCAUAGGAAGCCAUUUGAAAGCAAUUCAUAGGUGUAUUAACUUUGGGCAAGUUACUUGUCAGAGAUUAAGAUUCGCUAGUUGUAAAAAUGGGGGUAGGAUCCAUUUCACAGGGUUGUUGUCCGUGGUGUAAUAAUACUCAUGAAAAGACCAAGGCAUAAGGAGAUAUCACCUCUUCUGAGAAGCCGUGCCCAUCUCUCAGGCAGAAGCAGUCAUUCUCUCUUCUUUAUCACUAAGCACUUUGUUCACACUAAUUAUCUAUUCUUUACACAGUAUCCAUUGAUUAUCUAUUUGUUCUCCCAGCCAAUGAGCAAUAGGCUCUGUGUUAGGUACUAGGGAUAAAAAGGAGCAUCCAGAAGUUCCCACUGUGGUGCAGUGGCUUAAGACUCCAACUGCAGCAGCUCAGGUCACUGCAGAGGCAUGGGUUUGAUCCCCAGCCCCUUACAGUGGGCUAAAGGAUCCAGUAUUGCCGCAGCUGCGGCAUAGGUUGCACCUAUGGCUCAGAUUCAGUCCCUGGCCCAGGAGCUUCCAUACUUCCUUAUACCAUGGGUGCAGCCAUGAAAAAUUAAAAAAAAAAAAAAAAAAAAAAAAGGAUCACCCAGUCUAGCAGUGAGGAAAGGACAUGUAUGCCAUUGUAGAGAUACAGAGAUGCAUAGUGACAGCAUAGAACUAGAACUUAAACUCAUCUGGGAAUUGGGGAUGGGAGAGGGAUAAAGGAAGAUUUGCUGAAGGUGUAGUUCACAGACUAGAUCUUAAAAGGAUAAAAGUUUUAACAGAUGGACAUGGGUUGGCUUGAAGCAGGAGCAGCUGCUUGUCUAAGGGCAUGGUGACCUGGUGUCUCUUUUGUCUCCCCUGCAGAACAUGGCAACCUCAGUGUCCUCUGACUUUGCUGGGGUUUCCUGCCUCCUAGCACAGUGUCUACAGAAAGUGGAUCCUCUGUUUAUUGUUGCUGAUUUAAGUGUAAUUGUUGCCCUGUUCUCUUAUUUACCAGCUCUAUUUCAUAUUCAGUGGCAUCUCAAAACAGUGAAUGCAAUAUCCUUUUUUUAAGGGAUUUGUAAUGAACGAGAAUAGCUACAAAGCCACUUUGCAUUAUCCAUGAGCAAAUUGCCCAGAAUCUUUUAUUUGUUUGUGAUUUUUUUAUAUUGACCUGACUGGUAAAGAUGACCGCAGUGGCUCUUAAAUGUAUAUACCUUUGUCAAGGGCUCUUAAAUGUAUAUGCUACUCCACCUACCUUGAGUUGUUUUGCUUAAUAUUUUCUAGACUUCAGUGUUCUCCUGAGUGACACUGUCAACUGAGUGUAGAAUGAAGCUUUUCUCCUAAAACCCAGUUAAUUGCCCCAGGGGUCACGGUGGAUGAGGAUGUUGAAUGAAUCAUUUUAUAGGAUUGUGAGCAGAUGAUUCCUCUGGCAUCAGGGUCUUUCAUUACCACUUUUUCAGUUGGUGUUAUUUGAUUAUUCCCUACCAACCACACAUCCCUUCCCAGCUGCCUCCAGGACAGCACUUCUUCAACCCACUACCUUCUCAAGCUUUCCCCCAAUGCAUUUAAAUGUCUUCAUACCCUAUUGCACAAAUAUUUCUAAUUUUAUCAGGUCUUUGAGCCUUAAGAGAAAUCCUCAUUGGUAUAAGCUUCAUAUGUAGAGAUCUAAGCACAGACUUCUUUGCAGAUUAUUAAGAAGCUCACCUGUCAGGCAGUUCAGCAGUAGGGUUGGAAUUGUCACAGAUACACCCUAGCUAGUGUCCACUCCUAUUCCAUUUUCAUCCUGGGCAAGUUCAUUCAAGAAAGUGUUUUAUCUGUACUGAGGCUUGCAGUGGACUCUUGCUCCUUAUCUGUUGCAGUCUUCAUGGUAGAAAAAUACCUGCUCGUUCCAGUGCCCUGAUGGUCCCUCUCACUGCAGUAUGGUAGAUGUGUUCACACAUCUUUCUAGCUUGGGCACUGCUCUAUCAGGAAUUACCAUUGUCAUUACUUCCUCACAACCCAAUGUUCUAAGGCAUUUUUUGCAUGGUGAAGAGCAAUCAUUAGGGAACCCCAGAGACUCCAAAUGCUUCAUGUCUGCCUUGGCAGGAAUCACCAACCUCAUUUUUUUUUUAAACUAUUGACACUUUACAUUAAAUGUUUGUUCUAAAUGAAAUUAAAAAUACAUUUGCUGUCUCUGAUUUGGACAAUUCAAGAUGGCCAUGAGAUUGCAUUGUUAUGUCAUCUUGUGCUCUGACUAUGGAUUUGGAGAAUUUCGAAUGACUGAUAUUGCAUUGGAGAAAGAUGACAUCUAGGUUUUCCAGCACUGACAUGGGUUCGUUUCUUUGAGGUAAGUCUAGAUGCUACCAUCUGGGCUCUAUGAUGUUCAAAUCUCCUGCGGGCUUUUAGAAAGGUAAUUGCAGUAGGACAAUGGCAUGUGGAGCCGAUGAGAGAAAAUCAAAUCCAUUUUCAAGGAUGCUCUGAGCUGUUUUGGCUUUUCUAAGAAGAAAUAGGGAAAUAUGCCUUCUAUGGGCUUGAGAACUUGUCCGUGCUGUUGUAUAUGAUCUACUUUCUCUGUAGCUUUUUUCUUUAGGGCAACCAAUCCUCAGUGCCUGGCGUAAGGCUCUAGACAGGGUAGAUGUUCAAGGUUCUUCUCUCAUCCAAGUUUCUCCGGGCCAAUUCCAGAAGGCACCACAUGCACCACUGUACUGUCGAUGGCCCAGCCUUGUGCCCCAGCCAAGAAUUAAAAUCUUCUGUCCCCUGAAAGAACCCCUCCAUUCUUAGUAUCCCUUUUUGUUUGUUUAUCCCUUUAUAGUAGAAUUUGCACCAUCCACUAGUAAUUCAUCUUUAAAAAGUUUACUGCGAUCCUACUACAGAUGGACCCAGCACGAUAUGCUCUGUGUUAGGGAUACAGGGAGGUAUAUGCCUAUCCAUGACUGUGAAGUCAAAGAGACAGGAGGAGUAACACAGGUAAAUGUAGAAUUCUAGGAUCCAGGAGGAAGGGCAUCUGAUUUAAAAGGAAUGUAUCAGGAAGAUUUCCAAGAGAAAGUGACCUCUGAACUGAGCCAGGUGUUACAGUGUGUUUCUCUUGAAUCAUCAAGCAAAUGUAAAACUGCCAAGGUGAUAAGAGCCUUGGAGAGGCACACCUUGCCCUAAAAGCAGGUUUACUAACAAAUCGUGGAUUUACUACUGGGUGCCUGCUAUGUGUCAGCCUUUUUACUGGGUGUUGGGGGAACUCACCAAGCUAGAUGGACACAGUUGUCACCAACAUGGAUUUUAUGAUUUAAUGGGGAAGGUACUCAUCAAAGAGUCGUUAACAUGACAAGUGAUGUGAAAGGGGAUGUUUGUUAUGCCUGGGAGUGAGUCAGCAGAGGGAAUUCCCUGAUUCUGAAGGAUCAGGAAAAGCCUCCCUCAGGAAGCUGAGAUCUGAAAGAGGAAGAAGCAUUACCCAGGGCAAGUGGGACUUCAGAAGAUGUCCCUUGGGAGGGAACAGCCUGUGGUGAGGUCGGGGUAGAAGAGGAAGCUUGGUGCGUUCUGGCGACAAGAAGAAGGCUAGCUUGAUGAGAGAGCAGGGAGUAAGAAGGGAGGCAAGCCAGCUGGAGGUGAGGCUAGAAAGGGACCCAGGGGUGAUGCGAAUGCUCUGUCUGUUGGGUGAAGGGAUGGCGAGACCGUGGGGAGACCCUGAAGGGUACGGGGCCAGAGCCAUCCUGGUCAGAUUUGUGUGUCCGAAGAAGAGACGAUGCCCUGGAGAAGGACAAGACAGGGGGCUGGACACCCAGCAGGAGGCUGCAACAUUGACCCGUGCAGGAGAUGACAGCAGCCUGAAUGAGGAUGGUCGGAAGUGGGGGUGGGGGAGUGAACUCAAGAGACAAGGCAGCCUGGGGCGGUUGACAGAGAAACAGCCAACGAGGGGAUCAUCAGGCAUCAGCCUUCCCUUCUCUGCACCACGGUCCCCUCCCCAGGUCCAUGGCCUCCCUGCCAUGGGCUUGCUUCUUCAAAAUGUAGAUUUCUGGACCCUACCCUGGAACUGUCAGGUUGGGCUCUCCAGCCUAGGCAGCAGCAUUUUUCACAGCUUCAUCCCCAGGUGACACUCACUCAUGAGAGCUUGAGGGCCACCGCCCAGCACAGUGUAGAUUCAGCCCACACAGUCCACCAGCACUCAGCCCUCUGGAGCAUCAGAGUAAAACCCCCGUUGGGUUUAGCGAGCUUGUUUAUCAUAACUCAGAGGGAGGCGUCAGCCCUUGGAGUGCAUGAGGGUGUCUCACCUUAAAGCCCAGAUGCAAUGGAGCCCCUCUAACACGCUCACCUGUCCUGGCAGGUAGCAUCCCUGAGACCUAAGGACGUGGCCCUUUCUCCACAGUUCUCAGGAGACACCACCACUGGCAUCCCUCAUCGCCUCCCUGCAGACAAAAUAGAAAGCCCUCUUGGGCGGUCCCACAGGGCCAUGGAGAAAGUACAUUACACGGAGCCUCCACCAUUGCCUCUGCGAGGCAGGUAUCAGGGCAGAGCUGCCAUGGUGGGACCUCCUGUUAAGCUAGAAGAGGGGAAGAGAGAAAGAGUACUCGCCUCAGCUCCACGGAGAGCAGUUUAGGUAUUCAUAACUGAAACCGUGGUGGUUUCGGAGUUUGGCUGACAUUUUCAAAAUCAUUAAUACUGAACGUUAGCAUUAGAUACUAUUUUAUUUCUGUACAAAGGCACAGAUUACCAGUGUAUCACAGAGGGGAGGUCAGGAGCUAGCAUUGAUUGUGCGCCUGUUGGCACAUUUGGCAUGUUAAAUUCCAUAUUUAGGCCAUACGAUAAUUUUGCAGGGUAGAUCACAGGAACCCUGUUCCACAGGUAAAGAAACAGGCCUGGAGAGCUGCAGUGGGACACAGUUUAAAAGUGGGUAUAUAGGAGUUCCCGCUGCAGUGUAGCAGGUUAAGGAUCCAGCAUUGUCUCUACAGCAGCUUGGGUUGCUGUUGAGGCAUUGGGUUCAAUCCCUGGCCCAGGCAUAGUGGGUUAAAGA
This is a messenger RNA of Sus scrofa (pig), 10616 nucleotides long. The record is from RefSeq and is a predicted model, not a curated record. NCBI's taxonomy places the organism in Eukaryota, Metazoa, Chordata, Mammalia, Artiodactyla, Suidae.